AUGUACUUCUCCAAGAUCAUCCAGACUGCCCUGCUGCUGGCAGUCUCCGCCGUUCCCGCUCAGGCAUGGAACCGUCUCGACAAGAAGAACGCGGCUCUCUUGGUCAUCGAUCACCAGGUCGGUCUGGCCCAGCUCGUUCGUGACUUUGGCACCAACGACUUCCGCAACAACAUGCUGGCCCACUCUUCCAUCGGCAACAUCUUUGAUCUGCCUACCAUCCUGACCUCCUCCUCCGACGGUGGCCCCAACGGCCUCCUGCUCAAGGAGAUCACCGAGAUGCACCCCAACGCUACCUUCAUCCGUCGCCAGGGUGAGGUCAACGCCUGGGACAACGCCGACUUCCGCAAGGCUGUCAAGGCCCUCGGAAAGAAGCAGCUGAUCAUCGGUGGUAUCGUGACUGAAGUUUGCACCGCAUUCCUGGCUCUGUCGCUCAUCGAUGAGGGAUACGAGGUUUUCGCCAACACCGACGCCAGUGGAACUUUCGAUGUCAAGCUUGCUGAGGAUGCUAACCGCCGUAUGGAGAAGGCCGGUGUCACUCUGAUGGGCUUCUUCGCUAUUGUCUGUGACCUGAUGCGCGACUGGCGCGCUAAGCCCGGUCUCACCGAGAUCCUCCCCGUCCUUGACCAGUACCAAUUCGCUUACGGCAUGGCUGCUCGCCACCACGCCGGUGCCAUUGUCAACGGAACCCUCGCCGAGGUUGAGAAGCUUUUGAUCUAA
Penicillium subrubescens is the source of this 717-nucleotide messenger RNA. Its product is annotated as putative isochorismatase family hydrolase. The transcript is spliced from 4 exons. Lineage: Eukaryota; Fungi; Ascomycota; Eurotiomycetes; Eurotiales; Aspergillaceae. The record is from RefSeq and is a predicted model, not a curated record. The coding region runs from base 1 to 717 and encodes 238 amino acids.